GCUGUUGGAGGGACGGCGGUGAUCACACGUCCGCUGCUGGGAAGAAGUUGAUUCCCAUUUCAGGCCAUUAUCAGAAAAGCUAAGUUUGCUGCAUAGUAAGGAUCAGAAGGCCUGAUCCUGAUUACAGAAUCUUGGGUUGUCUCCCACCUCAUCCUUCUAUACCAUCCCAGAAGAUCUAUAAGAUUCAAUCUGGAAAAGCAUUAGAAGUUCUUAGAAGACCAAGAAGAAAGAGGAUUAUUGGUUGAAAUAAAAACAGGGAUGAAUGAGUUCCAGAAAGCAGGGUUCUCAAACUCGUGGACAACAACCUGCAGAAGAAGACAACUUCAAAAAACCAACUAGAAGCAAUAUGCAGAGAAGUAAGAUGAGGGGAGCCUCAUCAGGAAAGAAGACAGCUGGUCCACAGCAGAAGAAUCUGGAACCAGCCCUCCCGGGUAGAUGGGGUCGCUCUGCAGAGAAUCCCCCUUCUGGAUCCAUGAGGAAGACCAGAAAAAACAAGCAGAAGACUCCUGGAAAUGGGGAUGGUGGCAGUACCAGCGAAGCCCCUCAGCCACCUCGGAAGAAAAGAGCCCGGGCUGACCCCACUGUUGAAAGCGAGGAUGCAUUUAAGAAUAGAAUGGAAGUUAAAGUGAAGAUUCCUGAAGAAUUAAAACCAUGGCUUGUUGAGGACUGGGACUUAGUUACCAGGCAGAAGCAGCUGUUUCAACUUCCUGCUAAGAAAAAUGUAGAUGCCAUUCUAGAAGAGUAUGCAAGCUGCAAGAAAUCACAGGGAAAUGUCGACAAUAAGGAAUACGCAGUGAAUGAAGUUGUUGCGGGAAUAAAAGAAUACUUCAACGUGAUGUUGGGCACUCAGCUGCUCUACAAAUUUGAGAGGCCCCAGUAUGCUGAAAUCCUCUUGGCUCACCCUGAUGCACCCAUGUCCCAGGUUUAUGGAGCACCACACCUACUGAGAUUAUUUGUAAGAAUCGGAGCAAUGCUGGCGUAUACACCCCUUGAUGAGAAGAGCCUUGCAUUAUUGUUGGGCUAUUUGCAUGAUUUCCUAAAAUAUCUGGCAAAGAAUGCUGCAUCUCUGUUUACUGCCAGUGAUUACAAAGUAGCUUCGGCUGAGUACCACCGCAAAGCCCUGUGAGGGUCUACUGACCACUCACUAUUAUGUCUGGUAUCUGUAAACACUCUUUUUGUUCUUAGUCUUUUUCUUGUAUAAUUGAUGUCCUUUAAAAUUGUUACUGUAUAACAGGGCUUAUAUUUCAGUUUUUCUGUUUUGUUUUAAACAGAAAAUAAAAGGAGGAGUACAAGCUCCUUUUCUCAUUUCAACAUUGCUACCAGUGUACGCAGUAAUUAGACAAAAAAAGAAA
Myotis daubentonii (Daubenton's bat) is the source of this 1352-nucleotide messenger RNA. RefSeq names its product mortality factor 4-like protein 2. NCBI's taxonomy places the organism in Eukaryota, Metazoa, Chordata, Mammalia, Chiroptera, Vespertilionidae. Gene Ontology annotation, cellular component: NuA4 histone acetyltransferase complex; nucleus. The record is from RefSeq and is a predicted model, not a curated record. Gene Ontology annotation, biological process: chromatin organization; regulation of DNA-templated transcription.